Messenger RNA from Salvelinus namaycush (lake trout), 1011 nucleotides. RefSeq names its product serum amyloid P-component-like. The record is from RefSeq and is a predicted model, not a curated record. NCBI's taxonomy places the organism in Eukaryota, Metazoa, Chordata, Actinopteri, Salmoniformes, Salmonidae. The transcript is spliced from 3 exons. Bases 127 to 837 code for a protein of 236 amino acids.
UGUAUGUAUUCUUCCCCAUUGGUCAGUAAUCAUUACACCCCUGCCAACCGUUGAUUUAAAAAGAGGAAAACAGAGGAGGUUUCAGGUUAAACUGGUUUGCUUCCCUUCGUCAGGAUUCCCAAAAAUAUGGAGAGUGCACUCAUUCUAACGGCGAAGCUGGCGUUUUUGCUGGCCCUGAUCUAUGGCUGUUAUGGUGAACAUCAAGAUCUCUCAGGUAAAGUGUUCGUAAUCCCAAUGGCGACAAGCACCUCACAUGUAAAGCUCCAUGCCAACGUCUCAAAGCCCAUUUCUGCUAUGACCAUGUGUCAGAGGUUCAACUCUGAGCUAGAACGAGGCCAGUCCCUUUUUUCUCUGGCAACCCAGUCUCAAAGCAAUGAUUUGUUGUUGUACAAACGCUCCAUGGGUGUGUACCGAGUGCAUAUCAAGGGAGAUUCACUGGAUUUCUUCAGUUUGCCAGAUUUAAAAAAUGAAUGGAUCUCCAUCUGUUGGACCUGGGACUCUAAAACUGGACUGACCCAGCUGUGGGUUAAUGGGAAGCGAAGUGCACGGAGGAUUCUUAAACCUGAUACAUCUGUAACUGGCACACCAAGUAUAAUGUUAGUUCAAGAGCAAGAUAGUUAUGGCGGAGGUUUUGAUGCCUCACAAUCCUUUGUGGGGGAUGUUACCGACGUCCACUUCUGGGACAGUGUCAUCUCUCCCUGUGAAAUACAAUUGUAUAUGGAGUUGAAUAGAUUUACUCCAGGAAAUAUUCUCAACUGGAAAGAAUUGCAGUUCACUAUUGAGGGAAAAGUGUUCAUAGAGAAAAGUGAAUUUAGAAGUGAAUGUUAUAACUUUUAGCAAAAGAAAUUGCUCAGAUGUGAUCAGCAUUCUUACAUAUUUUCUUGGUUCCUGAAAAUUUACUGAACACACAUUUACAAGUAGAAAAUGUAACAUAAGAUGCAUGUUUGUUGUUCUGCUGUGUCAUACUGUUGUUUAUGUCGUGAAUCAAAUCAAUAAAUCCUUGAUUUUAGA